Alternaria conjuncta is the source of this 1050-nucleotide messenger RNA. RefSeq lists its product as uncharacterized. The coding region runs from base 1 to 1050 and encodes 349 amino acids. The transcript is spliced from 2 exons. The record is from RefSeq and is a predicted model, not a curated record. Lineage: Eukaryota; Fungi; Ascomycota; Dothideomycetes; Pleosporales; Pleosporaceae.
AUGACUAUGCUAACAGCAUACGCCUUGCUAGCCAUACUAUCCCCACUUGUAUCCAGUCUCGGCAUCCAAUUCAUCAACCCCCCAACCCACGGCACAGACGGCGGCCUAAGCAACCCCCCUACCUACAAGCAAGACUACACCAUAAACAUCCAAUGGUAUCCCGGCGACGAAACAGGGCCCUACGACCUAGUCUUGCACCAAGUCAAAACACUCGGCCAGGACCAGACCGGCGACGGCGAGUUCAUCAUGCCGAGUAUCGUGAAUAGAACGAGUUACCUGUGGAAUGUCAAGACGAAUGCGAGGCUGGAGGAGUCGACGCUGUUCUUUCUUAGUGUUUUUUCGGUCGAUGGGGAUUCGGAUACUAGUCAGUAUUUUAAUAUUGUGGAUGGUUUUAUUGCGGGGAGUGGUGCGGAGUCUGAGGCGGUGGGUUCGACUACUACGUCGACGCGGUCGUUUUGGACACCAGAAGGAAUGUCAACUGUAGCUUCAGCAUCAGCUUCAACAUCAGCCUCAAGAGUAUCCGGUACGCCGGGUACGGAAUCGGGUACAGGUUCAGCGAGCACACCAACAGGACCUACCGCAAACACUCCAACAAGCACCAUCGCAGAUCCAUCGAACCCUCACGACCAAAAUGUCCACCAGCACAUGCACAACGACCUCCAACUCGGCCACAAAAUCGGUCUCGGCAUAGCUAUACCUGCCACACUUGCCCUCGGGAUAGCAGCUGGCUGGCUACUCUUUCGCCGCCUUCAAAGGAAGAGGAGAAGAGUGUCACACCAAUUACCAGCUACCGAAACUGCACAGUAUGAGCCCGACAGAGAUGGCCAUGAUGCUAACGGGGAUGUGUACGAAGCGCCGUCGAAUCAUAUACUGGAGAUGGGUCAGCCGCAUGGGAAGGGGUUGGAGCAAUUGGGAGGGGAGCUGGAAGACAAGCCUGCGAUUGUGCCUGAGGUGUUGCCUUUGAGAUAUGAGAUGGAAGCUAACACCGUCCAUGAACUUCACGACCAUUCAGUCAAAGCAGAUGAGCCUGUGGUCAAGACGGAGGAUUGA